AUAUGACUCCCCAUCCGGCCAAUCACGCAACACGCGCCCUUGUCUCCGGAGUCCCACGGUGGCCGCUCUGCUUGUUUGUUCGCGUCCAUCGAGCCCAGUAGUGGUCGGUACGUACUAGGCCAAACGCUGAUGGCCGGCCGGAGCCUUAUCGCCUGCCACACAGCAUAGGCAUCGAUUCAAUAUAAGCCUAGUUCCUGUUCCCCUGAUUGCUAGCAGGUCUUCCUCUGCUUCGCUCUCUGCAUUCUUUUCAGGAUUAUCUGGCCCUGUUGUUUUUCAUCACGACACCUACCGUAGACUGUUAACCCACUUCAGCACAUCGAUUUACAACACACCACCCACCAUGGACAUCACUAUGGACACACCAACAGGCGACAUUCCUACCAUGUUACUAGGCGGGGAUCGUCACUUUAUCAAUAAGCGAGAGCAUUCUCAGCGCAGGCGGACAUUCAACCACCGUCUACGGGCUGCAGCGAAGCAGUAUCGCACCGAGCAUCCAGAUCAGCUCCCCUGCAAGAGUAUCGGCUUCACCAGCCGCGAAGAGUGUCAGGACCUCAAGCGAGCCCAGCAGGAUAUCAAAGACCCGGCACGGCUGCGACAACACAUCGAGGCGGAUCUGCGCUGGAAGCAUCACCAGGAGGAGAGCCCGCAGAGGCGGUCGAAGCGAGGUCGUCUCACCACCAACCUCAAUCACGAAAGCUCCAUCGAGCUCGCCAGGAGCAAGAUUGAGCUACCCAGCGACCGAAAGCUCCAGCGAUGUCCCAGCCUAGAGCGGCAAGACGCCUUUUGCGACGCCCGCACCAAGAGUCGCGUCCAGGUUGUAAAGCAGAUGGCGGCGGGACCCUUGGGGGAUGAUGCGCAGGUUGCCGAGCUCUAUCGCAUGGGUCUUCUCUACGACGAGCAGGAUUCGCAAGCGCAAGCACAGACGGACUCGGACAUCCACCUGAACGACAUUCAGCACGAGGCGCCUGCCUAUUCGAUCCGCCCCGCCCGUCGUCGCAGCCACCACAAGUCGAGGAACGGCGACCAACAAUACAACGAGAGUCUCCCCCUUAACCUGUCCUUUGCCGACCUGGGCACGGACAACGACCUCGCCCCGUACUUGGCCUCGCAGGAGGACAACACCAGCAGUGCCUCUUCGCAAUCAUUUACACACUCGCGCCGGGCAUCGCAACAGACGGCGCCCCUGCGCGUCAUCUACGAACUCGCCACAUCCCGUCCUUCCUUUGACGUCGAUACCUCGCAACCCCCCGACCUCAUGAACGACUCGCUGUCCGACUACGACUGCUUCACCGACAGCGAGCUGGACGACUCGCCCUCACAGCGGGAGGUCCAGGAUCCUGCAGGUCCCUGGGUGUUGCUAGGCGACGACGAUUGAUCAGGCCAGUGACGGCGAUCCUCCGAGGGAGGAUGUGUACAGCGAGUGUACAGUGGACAUGUUUGAGUAUUUACACGUGUCUUGUGUAGAUCUUGCAUAGCGAACGGAAUUGGGAAAUUUGGCGUUUGGUAUUCAAUUUACUUCUUUUCUUUUCCUACAUGGGAGUGUCUGUUCUCUGAUGAUUGAUUGAUUGCAACUGCCGGGUAUUAUGUAUUAAAUAGGUCCGGUGU
This is a messenger RNA of Emericellopsis atlantica, 1605 nucleotides long. RefSeq lists its product as uncharacterized. Bases 341 to 1375 code for a protein of 344 amino acids. The transcript has a single exon. Lineage: Eukaryota; Fungi; Ascomycota; Sordariomycetes; Hypocreales; Bionectriaceae. The record is from RefSeq and is a predicted model, not a curated record.